Messenger RNA from Dermacentor silvarum, 411 nucleotides. RefSeq names its product ataxin-8-like. NCBI's taxonomy places the organism in Eukaryota, Metazoa, Arthropoda, Arachnida, Ixodida, Ixodidae. The transcript is spliced from 2 exons. The record is from RefSeq and is a predicted model, not a curated record. The annotation marks the transcript as partial.
AUGGUAGCAAAUAUGGCCGAUUGGCGCAAAGACUCACGCAACACUUCUUUUGAUGGUGUGCAACAACAACAACAACAACAACAACAACAACAACAACAACAACAACAACAACAGCAGCAACAGCAGCAGCAGCAGCAGCAGCAGCAGCAGCAGCAGCAGCAGCAGCAGCAGCAGCAGCAGCAGCAGCAGCAGCAGCAGCAGCAGCAGCAGCAGCAGCAGCAGCAGCAGCAGCAGCAGCAGCAGCAGCAGCAGCAGCAGCAGCAGCAGCAGCAGCAGCAGCAGCAGCAGCAGCAGCAGCAGCAGCAGCAGCAGCAGCAGCAGCAGCAGCAGCAGCAGCAGCAGCAGCAGCAGCAGCAGCAGCAGCAGCAGCAGCAGCAGCAGCAGCAGCAGCAGCAGCAGCAGCAGCAGCAG